Suillus subalutaceus is the source of this 1262-nucleotide messenger RNA. RefSeq lists its product as uncharacterized. Bases 226 to 1134 code for a protein of 302 amino acids. Lineage: Eukaryota; Fungi; Basidiomycota; Agaricomycetes; Boletales; Suillaceae. The transcript has 3 exons. The record is from RefSeq and is a predicted model, not a curated record.
AGAACAUGAAUUUCUGAGCAGCACCUUGAUAAAGACUUCCUACCUCAUCAGCUGCGUUGCCCGACGAGUCAAUGUAUAAGUAUCCUUCAUGCAAGUGCCCACUUCAAGUUGCGGCGAAGCACUCGACAGAGACCGGAAAUUGCCGGUCUCAGCGAUAUCGGUCUUGGUUGCAGAUUUCUACAGUUUAUUAUUGGUUUAUCAAAUCUUCGACGUUCAACAGAUACUAUGCAAAGCGCACCAAAAAGAGCCCAUGAAGAAAUGAGUCUGCUGGUCCUCAAUGAUCACAACGCGUGGUAUUACCCCUCACAAGGCUUAAGUUCAGAUGACGACGACUUGGCGGUCAGCAUAGUGGACGGCAACUGGGGAAACAAGAUGAGAAAAGGCAGUAGAUGGGUUCGCAAAGGAAAAAUGGCUGCAUGGGGUCCUGGUAUGGACGACUGGGAGGCUGAGGAUCGCGCCCGUAAACGCAUUAAAUGUCUGUUACCCGAAAGAAGAUCACCCUCCCCGCCUUGCCUUCCCCAUAUGCGGUCGCCUUCACCACCACUUCUCGCUCCUUAUCCACCACCUAUCGGUCAGCAUUUCAGUUUCGCCUCAUUCGUCAUGGAUAAAUCUGUGACGCAUUCGUUUCGGUCAAGUUUGUUGGACGAACUGGAAUACGCCACCAACAGUCUUAUUGAAGGAGAAGCGGUCAUGAGACGUGCUCUGGGGAGGCUCUGGCAGGUCAUCAGCGAAGACCCAGACAAACGACUGGACGAGGAGCGUGUGAUCCCGAAACAGGAAGAACAGGAAGACAUUGAAGACGAAGAAGACGAACAGGAACGUAGAAUGGCCCGCGCUCCAGAUCUUACCCCAACAGCUCACAAGCUUUUCCUGGUUUCGUAUGCUGACAAUGGUCCACCUGUGAUUGAUCCGUCACAAUUUGCUUCCCCGGAGAUGCAGCAGGACAGUCUAGAAAAGUCUCUAGCAACUUUGCGGGAGCUACAAGACGAUGGGAGGGAGUAUGUCGAGCGUCUUCAGGAGAUCAGGGAAAAUCUUGGGGAUACUCGAGCACAGCGGAAUAUCAUUUGGGAGAUGGUGCGGGAAAAAGCUGUCAAGGAAUUGCAGGAUACAGCCUUUAGCGUCGCUAUGGACUAAUGCUGCACGAUGCAACGACGAGCGGUCACAUUAAACAUAUUGUACAUUUUAGUACCAGGGACGUGUCCUCAUCAGUAAUGACACCCAUCUAUUACCGCUACCAUAUGUCGCACGUAAAACCAGUCACU